GUGACGUUUCUGUCAUGAAGAUAGAACUUCAGAUCGUCUUGAAACGAGUAGGCAAAUGUAUAUUUGUUAUAGUAUUUAAUUUAUUAUGAGUGUUUUCACAUUGGUUAACUAAUAUAAUAUAUUGUUUAUAACGAAUUUAAAUAUUAAGCGGUUUUGUUGCUGGUGGCGUCAGUAAAAUUGCCAAAAAGUUCUGCCUGAAAACACGCCGCUGCAACGUCAAGUUAGCCAAAUUCAUCAUCGUCACCAAUUAGAAACAAGUAAAAGAAAACAAAAAAUAUACUAAAGAGAGACGAACCGAACAUAUAGCGCUAUGGCUCAGCUGCGGUGGAGUCCGCCAACGAUAUUCUUUGUGAUACUACAAAUAAUUGGCCUAAGUCAACAAUUUUAUUUGCCAGGGCUAGCACCGGUCAAUUAUUGUAAAAAAAGUGAAGUUUCAUCAAUAUGCGUUUCGAACGUUACGCUAUUUGUAAAUCGUUUAAAUACGGAAGAAUCAAAUUUACCUUAUGAAUAUCAUCACUAUGACUUCUGUGUGGGAAAUGAACAAAACUCUCCUGUUGAGAAUUUGGGCCAAGUUGUAUUCGGCGAACGCAUACGUCCAGGUCCAUAUAAAAUAGAAUUUUUGGAAGAUGUUGACUGUGAAGUGGUCUGUAAACGCAAUUAUACCGGUGGUGAUCCGGAUAGUGACCGACGUAUGAUGGUAUUGAAAACGGGCAUCAGUCUAAAUUAUCAACAUCAUUGGAUUGUAGAUAAUAUGCCAGUCACAUGGUGUUAUUCCUUAGAAAAUGAAAAGCAAUAUUGUAAUACUGGUUUCCCAAUGGGUUGUUUAGUACCUCCAGAUAGCGCAGAUGGUUGUGCUAUUAAUUCAAAUUACAACAAACGUGGAUAUUAUUAUUUGUUCAAUCAUGUCGAUUUACAAAUUAAUUAUCAUAGCGGCUUUUCUGAAGAGAAAAGUUUAGGGCUUGACGCUAAUGGUGGACGUAUUAUAUCAGUGAAAGUACAACCACGCUCUAUAAAUCAUGCAGAUCCUAAUAAGCCAGUUUGUAAAAAUGCAGAACCAUUGGCGAUAAAGAGCAGUUCUUUAGUAAAAGGUGAACGUCUUACAAUUGUUUAUACUUACAGUGUCAAAUUUGUUAAGAAUAACACUGUUAAAUGGUCAUCACGUUGGGAUUACAUUUUGGAGUCAAUGCCACAUACGAACAUUCAAUGGUUCUCUAUACUUAACUCUUUGGUCAUUGUACUCUUCUUAUCUGGUAUGGUUGCUAUGAUUAUGUUGCGUACAUUACACAAGGAUAUAGCACGUUAUAAUCAAAUGGAAAGUGGCGAAGAUGCACAAGAAGAAUUUGGUUGGAAAUUAGUUCAUGGUGAUGUCUUCCGACCACCACGUAAGGGUAUGCUGUUGUCAGUAUUUCUUGGUUCUGGAGUGCAAGUUACAUGCAUGACUCUGAUUACAUUGGCGUUUGCAUGUUUGGGAUUCCUUUCGCCAGCAAAUCGUGGUGCCCUUAUGACAUGCUCCAUGGUUUUGUAUGUAGCUUUGGGAACACCAGCUGGUUAUGUUUCGGCACGUAUUUACAAAAGUUUUGGUGGCAUUAAAUGGAAAAGCAAUGUUAUUCUAACUUCUAUGUUAUGCCCUGGUAUUGUGUUUUGUAUGUUCUUCGUUUUGAAUUUAGUACUUUGGGGAGAAGGAAGCUCUGGAGCUGUGCCUUUUAGUACAUUAAUAGCAUUAUUAGCAUUGUGGUUUGGUGUUUCUGUCCCAUUAACAUUUGUGGGAGCUUACUUUGGAUUCCGUAAAAGGGCUUUGGAACAUCCGGUGCGUACUAACCAAAUUCCGCGUCAAAUUCCAGAUCAGUCAAUCUAUACACAACCAAUACCUGGCAUUAUAAUGGGUGGCGUUUUACCUUUUGGCUGUAUAUUUAUACAACUCUUUUUUAUAUUGAGUUCAAUCUGGUCUAACCAAAUGUAUUAUAUGUUUGGUUUCCUAUUUUUGGUAUUUCUUAUUUUGGUCAUUACAUGUUCAGAAACCACAAUUCUUUUGUGCUAUUUCCAUUUGUGUGCAGAGGAUUAUCAUUGGUGGUGGCGUUCAUUCUUAACGUCGGGUUUUACUGCAGUAUAUCUGUUUAUAUAUUGCUGUCAUUAUUUCUUCACAAAAUUGCCAAUCAAGGGUGCUGCUUCAACAUUUUUAUACUUUGGUUACACCACAUUAAUGGUAUUUCUAUUCUUUUUGCUCACUGGCACAAUUGGAUUCUUUGCAUGUUUCUGGUUUAUACGAAAAAUUUAUAGUGUCGUUAAAGUUGAUUAAAACCGUAUAGCUUAUAUAAAAGCCAUUAUAGCGAAUGGGGACGCAUUUAAGAUGAAUAAGAUAUGUGAUUUCAGAGUUGGUUUAUAAAAUAGGAAAACUGUUUUACAUUCUUUCAUAAAUUUUCCUUUUUUAAUAUGAAGAAAAAAAAACAAAAUCAAAUUUGAAAAAAUGAAUAU
Messenger RNA from Teleopsis dalmanni, 2472 nucleotides. It is a transcript of the gene TM9SF2, whose product is annotated as transmembrane 9 superfamily member 2. The record is from RefSeq and is a predicted model, not a curated record. Lineage: Eukaryota; Metazoa; Arthropoda; Insecta; Diptera; Diopsidae. Bases 311 to 2296 code for a protein of 661 amino acids. Gene Ontology annotation, cellular component: membrane. The transcript is spliced from 5 exons. Gene Ontology annotation, biological process: protein localization to membrane.